This is a messenger RNA of Dentiscutata erythropus, 218 nucleotides long. Lineage: Eukaryota; Fungi; Glomeromycota; Glomeromycetes; Diversisporales; Gigasporaceae. The record is from the annotation of a GenBank genome assembly.
GCUCAUAUAAGACUAGCCAAAGGAAUAUAAAACCUGAGCUUAUUCUUACAAAUAAUUCUUUGGAUAAAGUUGUAUCAAAUGCUAAAAAUAAUAUCAGAUUAUCUAAUUCUCUUACAAUAUUAAAAGGAAGAGUAUCAGAUAGUAGUAUAGAUAUUUUAGAUAAAUUUAAAACACAAGAUCUUCUUCAAUUUUAUAAUUUAAGAAAUAUUAUUAAUUAG